GUUGCCAUUCUUAUAGGACCGUUGAAGAUUCGAAUUUUAAAAGCCCAUCUUCCCCAUCUCCCCAGAAAUGACCAUAUCAAACAACAACCAGACCAUCUCUCCUAAACCCCAAACAACCCAUUUUGCAGCCAUGAAGAAACCCCUUCUUGCGCCUUCAACCAUUGCAUCGUCUUCGGCUUCUUCUUCAUCAUCCACAGUGAAUUCAAGCACCACCGGCACUACUCCGGCGGAGGAAGACCGAUCCGAAAGCUGCUACUACCCGGGUUGCAGAAAAGACGCCAAUUGCAACUGCGAUAUCUGCUUAGACAGCAUCAAUGCCACUCUGGAUUUGAUGCCCUUUAGCGUCCAGAAGAGCUCGCUGACCAAGUUCUCGUCUUCGAGGCCCGAUCGUCCCAAAAAUAGCGUUGAACAGACACCUAUUUCCUUUGACGCUUCGAUUCUGUCGAACCCCGUGUCGACCACUCCUCGGUUUCGAGUUUCUCCGGAUCUUAAGCCGCAUGCGAGGUUGGACUUCGGGGAGAGUGUGGUGGAGAAAGAGGAGAGGAGGAAAUGGGGUUUUGGGAGGGAUUGGUGGAAAUUGGUGUUGGGUUUAAGCUUGGUUUAUGAGGUGAUUUACGGGGUUUAUUGUAAUUUGGGUUCUGCUGUUCUGAGGCCAGCUUUGUCAGCUGAGAUUGUGAGAAGUGUUGGUGAGAAAUCAUGGGUUGUGCAAGAUUUAAAUGGGAGGUUGAAGUUCUUGCAGAAAGAGAUGCAGGGUCUUGUCCCUGGCAAGGUUUCGAAUUGCAGCUACCCUAAUUCUCUUUGGGAAAUUACUCAGGAUGGUUUGCUUCUGAGCUCGCAUUGUAAACUGUUCAAAUCUGCAAUCGAGGAGGUGAGCAUAUGGGGAUGGCCUUUGCAGACUGCAGGGUUGCUCACGACUGGGUUCUCGUCUCGGUCUUUCACCAUAUUAUCAGGCAGAGUCACGGAGUGGUCGGAUGGAAAGGUUGGAUAUGUGAUUCGAAAGGAGAACUCGUCUUGGGUACAGAGAAAUUGGGGUGCCUCGGCAGUGCAGUUAGAUCCCAAUACAUGGCUGCUUGAGUACCGGCGGAGCUCUAUUUCUGACAGCCGAAAAUUGGUUUCAGCAGUAGUCUCUUUCUUGAAGUAUAAACUUUCAAGAGCACUUGGAAAGAUUAAGCAGAAGUUUUGGCUCCCCUCUACUAUAGUCACUGCUGAAUAUAACACCAAAAUCCCAACUUGA
This is a messenger RNA of Argentina anserina (silverweed cinquefoil), 1234 nucleotides long. RefSeq lists its product as uncharacterized. The transcript is spliced from 3 exons. The record is from RefSeq and is a predicted model, not a curated record. Lineage: Eukaryota; Viridiplantae; Streptophyta; Magnoliopsida; Rosales; Rosaceae. Gene Ontology annotation, cellular component: endoplasmic reticulum. The coding region runs from base 68 to 1234 and encodes 388 amino acids.